CUUGAACCGAUGUUCCAGCUAAAUUUGUUAGUGAAUAAAAAAUGAACAAAAUUAUGUAUAACUGUUACGAAACAUGUGACUAUUGAUUAUGAGAUAUUAACUAUUUUUAGUUGCUAAUUAGCACCUUAUGAUGGAAAAUAAGGUGUUUUCCAAAUAUUUCACAUGUAUUUUUACUCUCUGUGAGAUCAGUGCUCAGUAUUAUAUCGAAAUGGUUUACAAAAUUCUGUUGCUUUCUUUUCUAUUGUUAAGUAUCCUUCUGGAUAUCACUUGUGCUAGAGGCGGUGGUGGAGGACACGGUGGUGGUCAUGGUGGUGGUCAUGGGGGUCACGGAUUCGGAGGUGGAGCAGGGAGAGGAUUCGGAGGAGGCCCAGGAAGAGGAUUUGGGGGUGGAAUAGGAAGAGGAUUUGGAGGAGGCCCAGGAAGAGGAUUUGGGGGUGGAAUAGGAAGAGGAUUCGGGGGAGGCCCAGGAAGAGGAUUUGGGGGUGGAAUAGGAAGAGGAUUCGGGGGUGGCAUAGGAAGAGGAUUUGGAGGAGGCGUAGGAAUAAUUCCAUUUAUUUUUCCUCGAAGAAGAGACCAACGCCCAAUUUCGAGAGGUUUUUAAAUUAAAAAUUAAUCAUUUAAGAAAAGAAAAUUUUCGAGAUUUUUAAGAAGAAAAGCUUCAAGAAAAUAAUGGAAUAAUUGUAUUUUAAUUAUGAACAAUAAUGACAAUAUUUAUCAA
Phyllotreta striolata is the source of this 718-nucleotide messenger RNA. NCBI's taxonomy places the organism in Eukaryota, Metazoa, Arthropoda, Insecta, Coleoptera, Chrysomelidae. The record is from the annotation of a GenBank genome assembly.